AGUCUGCGUUUGCCGUACCGCUCAGUCCGAUAUGGAUGGAUUCAUCCACAGAAAGGCAAUGCAUAGCAAUGGAAAAAGCGGUCAACGGUAAAGAGAAUAUGGCUCGCAUCACCGGUUCCCGAGCUCAUCAUCGAUUCAGUGGCCCUCAAAUAAAGAAAGUACUGGACACGAAUGAAGAAGCUUGGAACGAGUGCGAGCGAAUAUCAGUGGUGUCGUCGUUCGUUUGUUCGCUAUUUCUCGGAGACAUCGCUCCGAUUGAUUACACCGAUGGAAGCGGCAUGAACCUCAUGGAUAUACAGACACAAGAAUGGAAUGAGAACUGUUUGACAGCUGUUGAUGGUGGCGAUGAAAAUCGGACGCAUUUACGGGAAAAACUUGGAUCUCUGGCCGAUCCAUCUAAACCAGUGGGUCCGGUGUCGAAGUAUAUGGUCGAGAGGUACGGCUUUAACAGCGAUUGUGCUGUUCUCCCGUUUUUAGGAGAUAAUCCCGACGACGUGGGUAUCUCACUUGGAACCAGUGAUACUGUUUUCUUUACCACUACUGAGUAUAAACCAUGUGUGGACGCACAUUUCUUCAGUCACUUUCUGGGAAAAAGAGAUGAAUUCAUGGCACUUGUCUGUUUCAAAAACGGAUCGCUAACGCGAGAACGAGUGCGUAAACGACUUGGUUAUAGAUGGGACGACUUUGGUACACUUCUCGAGCAAACUCCAGUCGGUAAUGAUGGAAAUAUAGGCAAUGAUGAUCGAGUAUUCUUAGGUCUGUACUUCGAUGAGGACGAAAUUGCUCCAAGAGUCAAGAGAGGCGACUUUAGGUAUCAAAAGGAUGGCAAUAGCUACUCUAUGGUGGAAGAAUUUGCACCAGAGACUGAAGCGCGGGCACUGCUCGAAGGUCAAUCGCUAUUGAAACUGAUGUAUGCCAAAACUAUGGGAUGCACUACCGGUAAAGGUCGCCUAUUCCUCACCGGUGGCGCAUCGGCUAAUCCCGACUUGCAAAGGAUUUUAUCCGACGUGUUCGCCAUGGACACCUACAUUUUGAACGUCCCAGAUUCAGCUGCCCUGGGCGGAGCCAUGCUUGCCAGAUAUGGUAAGAUUAUUCGAUUCAUUACCUUAUUUUGUGAAGUGUUGUUGAAAACGUGGAGGUUUCCGAAUGACUACUACAAGAGCACUUGCGUUGCCAAAGUUGCCGAGCCUAAUCCGGAGAAUUCGCAAAUUUACGAACAGAUGUUGGACGACUUUUCUGCACUCUGCCGAUCUAUCCCAAAUCAAAAUUUUCUUUGUUAC
This is a messenger RNA of Ostertagia ostertagi, 1280 nucleotides long. The record is from the annotation of a GenBank genome assembly. NCBI's taxonomy places the organism in Eukaryota, Metazoa, Nematoda, Chromadorea, Rhabditida, Trichostrongylidae.